This is a messenger RNA of Acaulospora morrowiae, 567 nucleotides long. Lineage: Eukaryota; Fungi; Glomeromycota; Glomeromycetes; Diversisporales; Acaulosporaceae. The record is from the annotation of a GenBank genome assembly.
AAUGUUGACGGGGACCACUACGGAACUAGGAUAGUGGUGGGAUCGCAUCAUCCUAUAGCGAUGGCUACCAACUUCUCUUGGAGAUCUUCAUUCCAACACAAAAAACUGAUGCUUCAAUACAACCACAUCGCUCCUCUUCUUUCCAUAACUAGGGAUAGAGAUGAAGGGCAAGUUAAAAUUGAUCCUUCUGGAAUUCCAAAAUUAGAGUAUAGAUUAAGCGGGAAUGACGCAAAGAGUGUCAUUUCUGGAAUCACCACAGGUCUCAAGAUUCUUGUGGCUGCUGGUGCAUCAAGAAUUGGAACAUGUUUGGCUGGUAUGGAGGAAUUUGAGGUUGAUGCAGAAGCUCCAUUAAAUGAUCCGAGAUUUGAAUUAUAUCUUGAGAAAAUAAAGAAAACUGGUGUGACCGAGCUCGCAAGCAUUGGUAGCAUACAUCAAAUGAGCACUUGCCGAAUGGGUGAUGAUCCGUCGAAAUCAGUAGUAAAGCCUACAGGCGAAACUUGGGAAGUAAAAAAUCUUUAUGUUGCAGAUUCUAGUGUGCUUCCUACGGCAACCGGUGUUGACCCUAUG